Molecule: messenger RNA, 1371 nt
Organism: Triticum dicoccoides
Lineage: Eukaryota; Viridiplantae; Streptophyta; Magnoliopsida; Poales; Poaceae
Product: serine/threonine-protein phosphatase 7 long form homolog
Exons: 5
Coding region: 1-1371 (456 amino acids)
Biological process (GO): meristem development; meristem maintenance
Source: RefSeq, a predicted model, not a curated record
AUGGAAAUGCCAGAAUCACAACGUUCUGGUAACCCUCGGGGCAUCCCACUCGUCUGGCUUUGUGAUAACUUUCUUAAUUUAUCUAGCUUCGCCAAUGAGGAGACGAGAAAAAGACAUCUGUUUGCAUAUUUGUUGUGGCUCCUCGGGAAUCUAUUUCCAAAUUCACAUGGGGACGUUGUUGUCCCUGGUCUCAUCUACAUUGCAGAGAAUAUGGUAGAUGAACCUUUACCCGAGCAGCCAAAAUACAGCUUCGGUUCUGCCAUGCUAUCUCAUACAUACAGAGGCUUGUGUGAUGCCACGCAAAAAACCUCUUUCGCACAAAAAGCUCCAUUACUUUGUGUCGCCUAUGAGUUUCUACAGUUGUGGUCCUGGGAAUACCUCCCUGUAGGACGACCUCGUAUAGUACAACCCAUAUACCCAUAUGACUUUGGCGAGGGUGCUAGCGCAACUAUGGCCACCAGGUGGACAAAGGCACGGAAACGUUGGUCUCCAGAUAUUGCGAAAAAUUGUUACCCUAUGUACCACCAGCAGUUUGAGAUACUUGAUGAGGCAGAAGUCACAUGGAACCCGUGGACUCAGGACCAGCUAAAAUUGGUCUUUGAUGCUCGACACUUCACACCAGGCAUGUUGACCGAUAGUGCAUUCUGGCUGACUCGCUGCAACUUAUUGUUCCUGUGGUGUGUUGAACCUUACAACCCAGAGCGUGUAAUGAGACAGUUCGGUCUCUAUCAAGAAAUUCCACCACCUUUUCCCAGACGUAUCGAUGAGGAAACACAUAAGCUAACCAAUAUGGGCAGGGGUUGGAGUUUAUACGAUUGGAGGGAAGAGAACAGUGAAUGGGUACACAAGUGGACAAAUGAAGCGCUAGCAGAUAUAGUGCGUGAACUUAGGCCGUACGAUGGAAGUACAGAUCAAGCGUACAAGCAGUGGUACUGCAUGAACACACGUGCUAGCCUGGCCAGUCAGCCAGCUACUAUACCAACACAUCUCACACAAGAGGAGCAGGCGCGGAGACAUGUUGAGCUGCAUGCAGCUUACUAUCGUGACCACCUGGACACACCUGAUGUUAAUUGGGGCGAUGAGAACACCCAACGCGGCGUCAACACAGGCCUCCGGGGAGCAUCACAUGAUCAUGGCAAAGAGCGAAAUUUGUAUCGGAAUCAGCGCCGUGAGUCACGGAAUCAGUGUCGUUUUCCCGCGCAUGCAAAGAUGCCGCCAGCAACAGUGCACCUCGCCUUCCGUGCAGUCAGCGUGCAGCAGCAGCUCUUUUUUGUCGGCAGGGGUGCCGCCUCACCCAGUGGCGGCGGGGCCCACUGGCGGGGCCCGCUCUCAGCAGGGCCUGUCGGCCAGGCACCGACCGCGCCAGGGUAG